Solanum pennellii is the source of this 1447-nucleotide messenger RNA. Its product is annotated as probable CCR4-associated factor 1 homolog 7. Gene Ontology annotation, molecular function: poly(A)-specific ribonuclease activity; nucleic acid binding. Bases 423 to 1247 code for a protein of 274 amino acids. The transcript is spliced from 4 exons. The record is from RefSeq and is a predicted model, not a curated record. Gene Ontology annotation, cellular component: P-body; CCR4-NOT core complex; CCR4-NOT complex. Lineage: Eukaryota; Viridiplantae; Streptophyta; Magnoliopsida; Solanales; Solanaceae.
AUAAAUAAAAAGAAAAGGCCAAAAGAAGAAGAAAAAUGAAAGCAAAAAAGGAGAAAACACCACUACUAUAUCACACUUCUCUCACAUAAUUAUCCUCUUUUUCUUUUCCUUUUCCUUUUCCUUUUUUCUUCUUCUUUGAUGAGACUCUACCAUUUUGACUUGCUUCAUUCUUCACAGAUCAGUUGCAGUCAUAACUAAAUUUUUAGCCUUGUUCAUUUAAAAAGAGGAAGAAGAGAGGAAACAGUAUAUAUGGUUUUUGCUGCUGAAGAGAGCAAGGAUAGUCUGUCGUGCCGUGUUAGCUGUUGUGAUCCUUUUGUAAUUGUAGCUUUGAAGUCCACCAUGUAAUGAAGAUUAUACCCAGGGCUUUUUGAUCUAUCUACUUAUUUUAAACUUCACCAGAAUCAGCUUUUUUUACGAAGAAUAUGUCUGUGUUACCAAAAAUUGAUUCUAUCCAAAUUAGAGAGGUAUGGAGCGAUAAUCUUGAGAAGGAAUUUGCUUUGAUCCGUCAAAUUGUGGAUGACUAUCCUUACAUUGCCAUGGACACCGAGUUUCCAGGGGUGGUGCUUCGUCCUGUUGGCAAUUUCAAGCAUAUUAAUGAGUAUAACUAUCAGACCUUGAAGGACAAUGUUGAUAUGUUGAACUUGAUUCAGUUAGGUCUCACAUUUUCCGAUGAAAAUGGCAAUCUACCUACUUGUGAGAGUGAGUACUACUACAUUUGGCAAUUCAACUUUCGUGAGUUUGAUACAAAAGCAAAUAUUUUUGCAAAUGAUUCAAUCGAAUUGCUGAUUCAGUCUGGAAUUGAUUUCAAGAAGAACAAUGAAAUGGGUAUUGAUGCAAAACAGUUUGGUGAGCUCUUAAUGUCUUCUGGAAUCGUUUUGAAUGACAUGGUUCAUUGGGUGACAUUUCACAGUGGGUAUGAUUUUGGGUAUUUGCUCAAAUUAUUAACUUGUAGGACCUUACCGGAAACACAAGCAGGGUUCUUUGAUUUGCUAAACAUGUACUUUCCGCUGGUUUAUGACAUCAAACACCUGAUGAAGUUCUGUAAUAGCCUUCAUGGUGGCUUGAACAAGUUGGCGGAACUACUGGAAAUUGAAAGGGUCGGUAUUUGUCAUCAAGCAGGUUCAGAUAGCUUACUUACCUCGUGUGCGUUCAAGAAGUUAAAAGAUAACUUCUUUAAUGGGUCUACCGAGAAGUAUGCAGGUGUCCUGUAUGGUCUUGGUGUUGAGUAUGGAUCUGAUAAUAAGUAGAUUGACUUUGUGUACUUACUUGAAAAUAAAAUAGAAGGAAAGGGUUCAGUGUAUGUCAAGUGGGGUAGGUAAUGUAUCAUGUUGUCUGUAAGAAAUUAAUUGUGAUAAAAGUAUUUGUAAGACAGUUUGGACUUUCACUGAGGGUACUCAGUUUCUAAUCCAUUGUUUAAUCAGCUAUGAGCUUUUUACAGCAAGACAAA